AUGUGGAUGCUGGUACUGGGUGGGGCUUUCCUGGCAGCCGCCCAGGCCUGUGUCUUCUGCCACCUCCCAGCCCAUGACUUGUCGGGCCGUCUGGCACAGCUAUGUAGCCAGAUGGAGGCCCAGUGGAAGGACUGUGAGGCCUCUUGGAACUUCUCAGCCUUUGCCUUAGAUGAGGUGUCCAUGAACAAAGUCACAGAGAAGACUCAUAGAGUCCUGAGGGUCAUGGAGAUCAAAAGGUCUUUCUCCUCACUCCCUUUAUAUUGGCAAUGGCUUCAAAAGACCAAGCUUCCUGAGUACACUAGAGAAGCUCUCUGCACUCCUGCCUGUUGGGGCAGCACCAUCCUGUACAACUGUUCCACCUGCCAGGGCUUUGAGGUGCACUGCUGGCCCCAAAAACGCUGCUUUCCAGGAUCUUUGGGAAGCCAGGAUUCUGAUCCUCUCUGUCUUUGGAACUGUCCUGUUCCUGGGUGUCCUGAGCCUUGUGGUGGAGUUCCACCUCCUUGAAGCAAAAAGGGACUUAUGAAGAUGCUGACAGAUCCCAGCCUCCAGCUGUUCAACAUAUGGGACCUGUCCUUGUUUUCACACUCAGCAUGCAGUGAAUCGACCACUUCUGCCUAUUUGUGAAGGACCUCUACUAGAUCUGUCCCCUCCUCCCACCCUAUGGCGCCCAGCCUGCUUUAGAACCAUCUCACGUGAACUUGUCUCCCAGAUAUGCCAUCUGACUUUGCCUGCUCCCCCCAAAUUCAUUGCACCCUCAGGGACCAUACUGGUCUUAAAAUUCCACAUGCUCACAACCUCCUGUGGAGCAUCAAAUGAUGGUUAAGAAUUUGGGCUUUGGAGUGGAGCUUCAAAUCCCGGCUCUGUCUCUUAGUGGAUCUUGGGCAAGUUAUUUAACUUCUUGA
Molecule: messenger RNA, 902 nt
Organism: Artibeus jamaicensis (Jamaican fruit-eating bat)
Lineage: Eukaryota; Metazoa; Chordata; Mammalia; Chiroptera; Phyllostomidae
Gene: TMEM95
Product: transmembrane protein 95
Exons: 8
Coding region: 1-504 (167 amino acids)
Biological process (GO): fusion of sperm to egg plasma membrane involved in single fertilization
Cellular component (GO): acrosomal membrane; sperm plasma membrane
Source: RefSeq, a predicted model, not a curated record